Messenger RNA from Drosophila busckii, 1951 nucleotides. RefSeq names its product AP-2 complex subunit mu (gene AP-2mu). Gene Ontology annotation, biological process: intracellular protein transport; clathrin-dependent endocytosis. Bases 168 to 1481 code for a protein of 437 amino acids. The transcript is spliced from 3 exons. The record is from RefSeq and is a predicted model, not a curated record. Gene Ontology annotation, cellular component: cytoplasmic vesicle; AP-2 adaptor complex. Gene Ontology annotation, molecular function: clathrin-cargo adaptor activity. NCBI's taxonomy places the organism in Eukaryota, Metazoa, Arthropoda, Insecta, Diptera, Drosophilidae.
ACUGUGACUGCGAAAAAUAGUAGCAGCUGCGAAAAGGGGAGUGCGAGUAAUUGAUUUUUUCUGAAGAAAAGUGGGCAGCAAAUUGAGGAAAAACUUUUUGCUUGUAGUGUUUGUGCUGGCUGCAAAUUUCUAUAAAACCCAAGUUAGUAGCCACAACUAAGCUCACAAUGAUUGGUGGUCUGUUUGUUUACAACCACAAGGGCGAGGUUCUAAUCUCGCGAGUUUAUCGCGAUGAUAUUGGUCGCAAUGCAGUGGACGCUUUUCGGGUCAACGUCAUCCAUGCUCGCCAGCAGGUGCGCUCUCCGGUCACCAACAUAGCUAGAACGAGCUUCUUCCACAUUAAGCGUGCCAAUAUUUGGCUGGCGGCGGUCACCAAGCAAAAUGUCAACGCCGCCAUGGUCUUUGAGUUCUUGCUAAAGAUAAUUGAGGUGAUGCAGUCGUACUUUGGCAAAAUCUCCGAGGAGAAUAUAAAGAACAACUUUGUGUUGAUCUAUGAGCUGCUGGAUGAGAUUCUAGACUUUGGGUAUCCGCAGAAUACGGACUCAGGUACGCUGAAGACAUUCAUAACACAGCAAGGCAUCAAGUCAGCUACCAAGGAGGAGCAGAUGCAAAUUACAUCGCAGGUAACGGGACAAAUUGGUUGGCGACGCGAAGGCAUCAAAUAUAGACGCAAUGAGCUCUUCUUGGAUGUGCUGGAGUAUGUUAAUCUGCUGAUGAGCCCACAGGGCCAGGUAUUGUCGGCUCACGUAGCCGGCAAGGUGGUCAUGAAAUCCUAUCUGUCAGGCAUGCCCGAGUGCAAGUUUGGCAUUAACGACAAGAUUGUCAUGGAGUCCAAGGGACGUGGCUUAUCUGGAAACUCCGAGGCAGAGACUUCGCGCUCUGGCAAGCCCGUGGUUGUCAUUGAUGAUUGCCAGUUCCAUCAGUGCGUUAAACUGAGUAAAUUUGAGACGGAGCAUUCAAUCAGCUUUAUCCCACCGGACGGUGAAUUCGAGUUGAUGCGCUAUCGUACAACAAAAGACAUUUCGCUACCAUUCCGUGUUAUUCCCCUUGUGCGUGAAGUAGGACGCACUAAAAUGGAGGUCAAGGUAGUGCUCAAAUCGAAUUUUAAGCCUUCACUUCUGGGCCAAAAGAUUGAAGUAAAAAUCCCUACACCGCUCAACACGUCGGGCGUCCAGUUGAUCUGCCUGAAGGGCAAGGCCAAAUACAAGGCAUCGGAGAAUGCAAUUGUAUGGAAAAUUAAACGCAUGGCGGGCAUGAAGGAGACACAGCUGUCAGCCGAAAUAGAAUUACUCGAAACGGAUACGAAGAAGAAAUGGACACGCCCGCCCAUUUCCAUGAACUUCGAGGUGCCGUUUGCGCCUUCGGGCUUCAAAGUGCGCUACCUGAAAGUCUUUGAGCCCAAGCUCAACUACUCCGAUCACGAUGUGGUCAAAUGGGUACGCUACAUUGGACGCAGCGGACUCUACGAAACUCGCUGUUAAAUGGGCGAAUAAGUCUCUCUAGCAAGUGGAAAUGAAAUUUGGAAAUUGAUAAUUAAUUGUUUAAUAGUUUCCUUGAACAAAAGUUGUCUCGUCUGCCACAACUACAAGUUUAGCUUGAACUUGAAAAAGCAUAUUACAUAUAUACAUACCAUUAUGUACUAUAAUUUACAUACACACUAUUAUUAUUAACUACUAUUAUAUUGUUUAUAGUACGCCCGUAAUAGGCGCGUUUCAAAUCUCACUUUCCCAGCCCCUUUCAAACCUACUCCAUUGCCUUGUGUAUUAUGUUUAUCAAUGGAUUGUUCAAUUGUGGAGAUUUAAGAGCUGUAUCUGAAGUACACUCACUCACACAGCAUUAUGUAUUUAGAUGCCAACCCUCUCUGUUCUGUCACUCAGCGCUAUUAAUAUUGAUAUUCAAAGUGUUAAUAAUCGAAUUGUUUAAUAAAUAUAAAAAUAUAGCAUGAUAUAAA